AUGGAAUUAUUAAUAUCGGAAAUACAAAAGAGAAAUGUGUUGUGGAAUAAGUGGAACAAAAAGUAUAGGGAUAGAUUAAUUUCCGACAGAGAAUGGGACGAAGUUGCAAAAAAUACAAAAAUGGAUAAGGAAGAGGCAAAAAAAAAGUGGAGAAAUUUACGAGAUACUUUCUUAAGAGAGAAAAAAAAAGUUAAGAAAUGCCGCUCUGGAGAUCCACAAGAAGGAGCUGAAAUAUAUACUGGGAAAUGGUCUUAUUAUAAUUUGUUGCUUUUUUUAAAAGAUACCACAACUCCAAGGGUUUCUGAUGGAAAUAUUACGGAUGAGGAAGAUACAGAAAACGCAAAAAAUUAUGAAGAUAAUCAUAUUAUUGAUCAGAUAAAUAAUGAUGACUCUUAUAUUACAGAUACGGGAGUAUCAAAUCCUUAUACGAUAGAUAUUGUAAAUAAUUAUGUAUCAACACCAGAAAUUGAAACAGAGAUUAGUCAAAGUACUCAAUUUAUACACACACAUGAAACAAGUACACCAUCAACACCAGUAACAAACCAGUCUAGUGAUUCAGAGCGUUUACUAUCUCGAAAAAAAAAGAAACCAAAAGUAGACGAUGAUAAGUAUUUGGAAAAUUUAUUAAAAAUUGAAAGUCAAAAAGUCGCAUUGUUGCAACAGUCUACCAAUGUAACUGCUCCAGAAAUUGAUGAAGAUAUGCUUUUUUUCCAAUCUCUUUUACCAUAUUUCAAAAAAAUGGAUUCCAUUCAAAAGCUUCGAGUGAGAAAUCAAUUCCAAAAUAUUUUAAUAAAUGAGUUGUCGCAAAAUCAAGAAUCAUCAUUAAAUGUCGCAUUAUCUUACUUGCCCUAA
Macrosiphum euphorbiae (potato aphid) is the source of this 852-nucleotide messenger RNA. Lineage: Eukaryota; Metazoa; Arthropoda; Insecta; Hemiptera; Aphididae. The record is from the annotation of a GenBank genome assembly.